Messenger RNA from Saitoella complicata NRRL Y-17804, 762 nucleotides. Its product is annotated as adenylate kinase. Bases 1 to 762 code for a protein of 253 amino acids. The transcript is spliced from 3 exons. Lineage: Eukaryota; Fungi; Ascomycota; Saitoellomycetes; Saitoellales; Saitoellaceae. Gene Ontology annotation, biological process: nucleobase-containing compound metabolic process. Gene Ontology annotation, cellular component: mitochondrion; cytoplasm. Gene Ontology annotation, molecular function: AMP kinase activity; ATP binding. The record is from RefSeq and is a predicted model, not a curated record.
AUGGCCUCGACAGCGGCAGCAGCAGCGGCAUCAACAGCCAAGGCAAUACACACUCUCUCCAAGCCCUGGCGAGGCCUCCUCAUCGGCGCUCCAGGAGCAGGCAAAGGCACCCACUCAACCGCUCUAAGCAAUCGCUAUCCCUCCCUCCUCACGAUCUCUUCCGGUGAUCUCCUCAGACAAAACAUUGCUGCAAAGACUUCGCUGGGACUUACUGCGCAGACCGCCGUCGCGAAGGGCGAGUUUGUGCCCGAUGAAGUCAUGAUCGAUUUGGUGCUCGGAGAGUUGAGGGCUAGGGGUGGAGUGUAUCCGGAGGGGUAUGAUGUUAGGGCGAGCGAGGAGUUGGAGCAGAGUUGGGUGUUGGAUGGGUUUCCUAGGACGGGAGUUCAGGCGCAGAGGCUGGAUCAGGUGCUGGAGCGGAGCAAUGCUGCGUUGAAUAUGGUGGUGCAUUUGGAGGUGCCAUUUGAUGUGAUCUUGGAAAGAAUUGCGGGUCGGUGGAUCCAUGCGCCCUCUGGACGUGUCUACAACACCGGCUAUAAUCCACCUGCUGUCGCAGGAAAGGACGACGUGACUGGUGAACCCCUCACCAAGCGUCCAGAUGACAAUCCGGAAACUUUUAAGAAGCGAUUGACUGUGUUCAAGGAAAUGACCGAGCCGUUGUUGGAAUACUACGAGAAGAAGGGUGUUUUGUUUACCGCACGGGGACCUACCAGCAAGAUCGUUUGGCCGCAGAUAGAGGCAGAGAUGAAGAGGCGUUUUGAGUAA